CCUCUGCAGCCUGGCACAGCCUGAGUCUCCUCCCUCCUGCCCUGGAUUAAAAGGAGCUGCGCUGUCCCUUCCCUGUCCCCGUGGGAACCAGCCUCCUCUGUCCCUGCCUCGGAGCUGGGGCCCUGCGGCAGCAGGCGGACCGGGCCGCGAUGGCGGAGAAUGGUCUGGCACGGCGGGGCAAGGUGCUGACCCUGGACUCCCUGAACCCCUUUGUCAAGAAAGUGGAGUACGCCGUGCGGGGGGCCAUCGUCACCCGUGCCGUCCAGCUGGAGAAGGAGCUUCAGCAGGGGGUGAAGAAACCUUUCACAGAAGUGAUUAGAGCCAAUAUUGGCGAUGCCCAAGCAAUGGGCCAAAGGCCCAUCACCUUCUUUCGCCAGGUCAGCGCCCUCUGCAUGUACCCCGACCUCUUGAACGACCCCAACUUUCCCGAGGAUGCAAAGCAGAAAGCCCGGAGGCUGCUGGCUGCAUGUGGAGGGCAGAGUGUUGGUGCCUACAGCGCCAGCCCCGGCGUUGAAGUCAUCCGCCAGGACGUAGCUCGCUUCAUUGAGUGUCGGGACGGGGGCAUUCCCUCCAGCCCAGAAAACAUCUUCCUUUCGAUAGGGGCCAGUGACGCUAUCGUGACCAUUCUGAAGCUGCUGGUGUCCGGGGAGGGCCGCUCCCGCACUGGCGUGAUGAUCCCUAUCCCCCAGUACCCCCUCUACUCGGCAGCUCUGGCAGAGCUCAACGCUGUCCAGAUCAACUACUACCUGGACGAAGACAAGUGCUGGGCCCUGGACGUCGGGGAGCUGCGGAGGGCGCUGCGCCAGGCACGGGAACACUGCCGCCCCCGGGCCCUGUGCAUCAUCAACCCGGGCAACCCAACCGGUCAGGUUCAAAGCCGCCAGUGCAUUGAAGACGUCAUCCACUUUGCUUGGGAAGAGCACCUCUUCCUCCUGGCUGAUGAGGUGUACCAGGAAAACGUGUACGCGGAGGGCUCCCAGUUCCACUCCUUCAAGAAGGUGCUCUUUGAGAUGGGCCCCAAGUACUCGGAGAGUGUGGAGCUGGCCACCUUCCACUCCAUCUCCAAGGGCUUCGUGGGCGAGUGUGGUUUCCGGGGUGGCUACAUGGAGGUGAUUAACAUGGAUCCGGCAGUUCAGCAGCAGCUGACCAAGCUGGUCUCGGUGCGUCUGUGUCCGCCAGUGACCGGGCAGGUGCUCCUCGAUGUGGUCGUGAACCGUCCUCAGCCCGGAGACCCUUCCUACCAGCAGUUCAGCCAGGAAAAGCAGGCAGUGCUGAGCGCUCUGGCCAAGAAGGCCCGGCUCACAGAGGAGACCUUCAACCAAGCUCCCGGAAUCCACUGCAAUCCGGUGCAGGGGGCCAUGUAUGCCUUCCCCCGAAUUUACCUGCCACCUCGGGCUGUGCAAGAAGCAAAGGCAAAAGGCCAGGCUCCAGACAUGUUCUUCUGCCUAAAACUGCUGGAGGAGACGGGCAUCUGUGUCGUUCCGGGGAGCGGCUUUGGCCAGAAGGAAGGCACCUUCCACUUCAGGAUGACCAUCCUGCCACCCCUGGAGAAGCUGGAGGUGAUGUUGCAGAAGCUGAGCCAAUUCCAUGCCAGGUUCACCAAGGAAUACUCCGAACUCCAAGCUCAGGGCUGAUGGGGGAGGGCAAGAGGGAAGGUGGGCACUUGUGGGGAGUGGGGGGCUCUGCCCGGCUCACUUCCUGGCCCUUCCCGCCCUGCAGGCUGUACAAGAUCUACCCCCAAAACGCCCUGCCGGGAGCCCAGGAUAGCUCUGCUCCCCCACAGUCAUGCUCCAGAGACCUUCUCCAGCAGGCCAGUCCCACAGGCUGAGCCUACAUACCCAGCAGCUGUUGCCCCAACCCAGCCUGGGUGCUCCGGCCAUUGGCAGCCUCAAGACUGUGCUGCCCGAUGCUGGCCUCUGCCUGCUCAGGGCCUCUGGGCCCAUAAUGCCAACAGUGCCUUAUGCCCCACGAUUCCAGGUUCUGCCCCCCGCCCUCCAGCUUGCUCCGGUCCCCUUCUGGCUUCCCUGCUCUCCUGGUGGACAUGGGGGCACAGAGGAGGUGAUCACUGCCCACACUGCUGGGGCUGAGAGGAUGAGCGGCAGGGCAGGCUCCCUGGCUCAGCCUGCCCCAAAGUCUUCCUUCUGACGUGGACUGGUGUGCCCUGGUGUAGGGCUGACCGGGCGCUUCCCCCACCCUGGUUUCUAUGACUCUGGUGGGCCGCAGCCAAGGAUCAAUAAAAGCCACUUGAUGAAUGCC
Messenger RNA from Elgaria multicarinata webbii, 2256 nucleotides. It is a transcript of the gene GPT, whose product is annotated as glutamic--pyruvic transaminase. Gene Ontology annotation, molecular function: pyridoxal phosphate binding; L-alanine:2-oxoglutarate transaminase activity. NCBI's taxonomy places the organism in Eukaryota, Metazoa, Chordata, Lepidosauria, Squamata, Anguidae. Gene Ontology annotation, biological process: biosynthetic process. The record is from RefSeq and is a predicted model, not a curated record. Bases 150 to 1634 code for a protein of 494 amino acids. The transcript has 13 exons.